CGGUCCGCGAGAUGGAAGAUUGAAAUAGAUCUGGUGCGACGAGAUCGUGUUGGUGGUGAUAAUUGGACAGAGAGAUAUAUGCUUUGAGCGGAUCGUUUUGGAUGGACUUUGAUCUUUUUCUUGGGGUGACUUCCUGGUGAACAUGUGCCGAAGGACUUUCGCUCUGAUUUAGGGUAUCAAAAAUGGAGGAAAACGGACGUGGAGAAACGUUGUGCAAGGUCUGCGGAGACAAAGCUUCCGGAAAACAUUAUGGCGUUCCGAGCUGCGACGGAUGUCGAGGCUUCUUCAAGCGGUCAAUCCGCAGGAAUUUGGACUACGUGUGUAAAGAGAACGGACGUUGCAUCGUGGACGUGUCCAGACGCAAUCAAUGCCAAGCUUGUCGCUUCACAAAAUGUCUUCAGGUCAACAUGAAACGAGAUGCCGUACAACACGAGAGAGCACCGAGAAGCACGUCUUCUCUUGUUACGGUAGCGAGAAGGACUCCUUCGGGACUUUAUGCAGGAAUUUCUAACGUCUACCAUCCGGCGGGUACUACUUAUCAUCCCCUUUUAUAUCCCGCAUUGUUCCCUUUCAAGCCUACGGUGUCAACAUUCACCCCGUCAGUUGCACAUUUCUUACCACGACCGUCUCCGGAAUCCUUGUCUAUGACUACUGCCAAAGAGGAUGAAGUUACCAGCUCCGAGGAAGCAGCUACUGUCGACAUCAGAAUUGAAUCGAAAGAGGAACUAGUAAAUACACGUCUGGCGCCGCCAGUCAUCACUUCCGUUUCAUCAGAAUACACGAUGCAAGGUUUAUCACUCCUGCCAACUGAAAAUAUCUAUGAAUUUGCAGCAAAGUUACUUUUUUUUGCUGUUAGAUGGGCGAGAAGUAUACAUUCCUUUCUACAACUUCCUUAUAGAGAUCAAACUAUCCUUCUGGAGGAGUCGUGGAGCGAGUUGUUUGUGUUGACGGCAGCACAGUGGAGUUUUCCCGUGGAUGAGACCACCUUGGUUCCUGUAGAUCUGCCGAUGGAACGAAGAGAAAUUUUACUCGACAAAGCGAGGAGGCUGAGAGAACUUUUAGCAAAAUGCGCCGCGUUAAGGGUGGAUCAUUCAGAGUACGCGUGCUUGAAGGCUAUAGUCCUAUUCAAGGCUGAAUCACGGAAUCUGUGCGAGCCGGGACGAGUGUCGGCGUUGCAGGAACAAACGGUGGCGGUGUUCUGCGAAAGGGAUGCGCGUAGGGUAGGUCGGUUGCUACUGCUUUUACCCCCGGCGCGCGCGUUAUGUCGCGCUACCCUUCACGAACUAUUGUUCAAACCGACCGUCGGUGACGUCAGCGUGGAGCGACUGCUGGGCGACAUGGUCGGCGCUCUCAGGCCCGCUUGAAAAAUAGCGUUCCACGACCAUUUGCGUAUUCUUUAUAUUUAUCGACACUUAUUUAUCAACGAGAGAUACUAUCGA
Molecule: messenger RNA, 1439 nt
Organism: Nylanderia fulva
Lineage: Eukaryota; Metazoa; Arthropoda; Insecta; Hymenoptera; Formicidae
Source: RefSeq, a predicted model, not a curated record